GUUACGGACCAGAGCAGCUGUGGCGGGAGUGGAUCACUUCUUGCACCUCAACCACAUCAUCGACACUACGCAGUCUAUAACAGCCUACCCUCACCCGAGACAUCAUUAUCAUGGCCCCCAGUGCAGAUGAUCGCACCUCAACAGGUAAUGGCGUGGCGAAGGCUGGAAUGAACAGAAAUGGACAAGUCCAUAUCUCUUCAGCGGAAGUAAUCCGCCUCGAGCACGAGUAUGGCGCACACAACUACCACCCGCUCCCAGUCGUGUUCGAGUCCGCGAAAGGUGCCAAAGUAUGGGAUCCGGAAGGCAGAGAGUACAUCGAUAUGCUGUCUGCGUACUCGGCCGUUAAUCAGGGCCAUUGCCACCCGAGGAUCGUCAACACCUUAAUUCAGCAAGCCCAGAAGCUGACGCUCUCCUCUCGCGCCUUCUACAACUCGGUCUUCGGCCAGUUUGCGCAGAAGAUGACGCAGGUGUUCGGCUAUGACAUGGUCCUUCCGAUGAAUACAGGCGCGGAGGCGGUUGAAACUGCCAUCAAGCUGUCGAGGAAAUGGGCAUACACGAAGAAAGGCGUCGCGGACGGAAAGGCUAUCGUCCUCAGUGCUGAGGGAAACUUCCAUGGGAGAACCAUCGGCGUUAUCAGUAUGAGUACGGAUCCGGAGAGCCGCAGCGGAUUUGGGCCCUAUCUCCAGGCCGUCGGUCCGACAUAUGAUGAUGACGGGGAGAUUAGGACGAUACGGUACGGGAAGAUAUCCGAUCUUGAACGCGCUCUUGAGCUGCAUGGAAAGGACGUGGCAGCGUUUCUUGUGGAGCCCAUUCAAGGGGAGGCUGGUAUUGUAGUUCCGCCCGCCGGAUACCUCGCGAAGGUUCGCGAGCUCUGCGUGAAGCACAACGUCUUGCUCAUUUGCGAUGAAAUUCAAACGGGCCUCUGCCGAACAGGAAAGAUGCUGUGCCACGAGCACGACAACAUCAGGCCUGACAUCGUACUCUUGGGAAAGGCACUUUCUGGAGGAGUUUAUCCCGUCUCGGCCGUCCUGGCUGACAGAGACAUCAUGUUGUGCAUCCAACCUGGAGAGCACGGUAGCACAUACGGCGGAAACCCACUGGGUUGCGCGGUGGCAAUGACUGCUCUGGAUGUGCUAGUAGACGAGGACCUAGCCAACCGCGCAGAAGUCCUUGGGGAGAAAUUCCGCUCAGCCAUCCAGGCCAUCAAGUCACCGCUGAUCAAGGCCGUUCGCGGCCGUGGAUUGUUGAACGCGCUCGUAAUCGAUGAGCAGACAAGCUCCAAGGGUCGGACUGCGUGGCAAUUCUGUCUGCUUCUCAAGAGCAGGGGCGUACUUGCCAAGCCCACACAUGUCAACAUCAUCCGCUUUGCGCCACCACUGGUAAUUUCCGAGGAGGACCUCAUGAAGGCAGUUGAUAUAAUCAAAUCGUCCCUGGAGGACCUGGACAAGCUUGAUAACAUCCCAGGCGAAGUAGAAAGCGAGAAGGGACACAAGGAUACCCUUACACUUUGAGGAACAUUUCAAUGCCUAUUGCCCCCGCUAGGACUCAGUAUGCGCGUUGUCAUCCGAUCUGGUCAAGAUUAUGAUCCCACGUCAUGUAUCGUUACCUAUCCCUCUCGUAAGGCAGCCUGUACCCAAGCCUCAUCAUGUGUAGCACAGCGGACAAUCUACGUUCGACUCAUUAUCUCCCGCGAUGCUCUGUGAGCGGGUAGCCUAUCUCUGCGGCGUCGAGAUCAAAUCUAUGGAAUUGACC
This is a messenger RNA of Rhodofomes roseus, 1752 nucleotides long. RefSeq names its product ornithine-oxo-acid aminotransferase. The coding region runs from base 111 to 1511 and encodes 466 amino acids. The transcript has 12 exons. Lineage: Eukaryota; Fungi; Basidiomycota; Agaricomycetes; Polyporales; Fomitopsidaceae. The record is from RefSeq and is a predicted model, not a curated record. Gene Ontology annotation, cellular component: cytoplasm. Gene Ontology annotation, molecular function: pyridoxal phosphate binding; identical protein binding; L-ornithine transaminase activity.